AUGGUCCUCCCGGGAGGCAAAGUCUUUCAUCGGCCAGAUACUCCAGCUCCGAUUGCACGAAAGCCAACAGUUAGGAGUGGAUUGUCCUUGGAUGCUCUCCGACUUCCUUUAAACAUAUCUAGCAAUCAAUAUCCGAAAGAAGAAGAGAGCCUGAGCCCGCAGUUCCCAUCCCGAAGCUCAACCCCGAGUAAAAGGAGACGUACUGCUGGAUUCGGCGAUGAGCUUUGCGACCUGGAUGAAGAUGGGGACCAGACCCCCAACGACAACAUCAAGAGAUUCGCUUGCCCAUACUUCCGAAAGGAUCCAGAGCGCCAUAUCGAAUGCAUCAACCUCAAGAUGGUCCGCAUCUCCGACGUGAAGCAGCAUCUAAAGAGACGACAUACGGCACCCUAUCCGUGCCCGAGAUGUUCCGAGGGAUUCAUGUCUCUGGAUAUGCAACGGGAACACAUCCUGCAACAGAAUUGCUCGGAGGGAUCUGGAACGAACUGGUAUAAUGUUUCGUUGACGUCGCAAAAAGAGCUGCAGGCUCGCUUUAGGAAGAGUCUUUCCGCGGAGGCACAGUGGUAUGGGAUAUGGACUAUUCUGUUCGGAAAGCGCCGACCUAUGCCGAACCCACAUCUUGAUGGCGUUGUUAAAGAGGUUAUUGGGAUUCUUCGCGGUAUCUGGCUGGAUGAAGGUCGACAGUUGAUUUCUGAGUUCGUGCAGGCGAGUGACCAGUCGCCCGACUACACUGACGAAUUGUACAAACUCCUUACACGACUUCUUGACGAAGUUGAGGCUCGCUUCGAACAAAAGCCUUCCGAGAAGGUCUCCGGUAUAACAUCAGCUAUUUCCGAACUGAGGCCCGAGGAGGCUGGUGGAGUGCAGUUGGAUACCUUUUCCAAUUACAUUACGGAAGGACCCGACAGCCAACCCUUCGUUGCGCCCUACGACACCGCAAUCUUGCCAUUCGAUUUCUCAGCCGCACAGUCAGAAGUCUCAGAACUGUCAUACCAAACAUCAGAGUUCGGCUUUCCUGGAGCGCAGCUUUUCCAAACUCAGUUUCCUUAUACUGAUAAUCCAGUACCAGAUUUCGACUUUGGGGAUUACAAUCAGUAG
This is a messenger RNA of Fusarium tjaetaba, 1098 nucleotides long. RefSeq lists its product as uncharacterized. Bases 1 to 1098 code for a protein of 365 amino acids. The transcript has a single exon. The record is from RefSeq and is a predicted model, not a curated record. NCBI's taxonomy places the organism in Eukaryota, Fungi, Ascomycota, Sordariomycetes, Hypocreales, Nectriaceae.